AUCUCUGAGCAGAGUUAUCCAGCUGAGGGCGGUGAGGGUCACAGUUGUACAAACUGCGAGAUGACAUUGGUCUGACACCCCUCCCGCUUUCGUCUGACCCAGUGCUUCCGUUCGGCGCAUUCCAUUGCUGUUUCGGACACACGAUCUUCACGAUAGUGACCGCUGAGGUAGCAUUGCCACUUCAGAAAAUCUGGUGCUGACCCUCCACUGUUCCAUCCUCGUGGAUGGUCCCUUGUUACCGUUCAUCGGAUGUUCAACCGUACUAGUGUUCAGCUAACGGCUCAAUGGGAGAGUUUGCUCUGAUCUUUUAGGGAUGUGAUUGCCAAUGACGACACCGGGAGCAGAAACAAAGGGUUUCUGCAAAGCUCCGGCCUUGACUAAACCAACCUUAAAGCCGCUCAGGUCGGAUUACGCAGCUGGCCUAGGUACCGCUGGCACUGGGCAAAAAAGCCACCCCAGGGGCCUAGUCGAUUCUUUCCAUUUGCAUCUGAAUUACCAGAGAGAGCGAGGUGGGAGUAGAUUAUCUCGCACUGCUUUCCAAUCUUCGACUUGCUAUCGCGACCUCAUACCAUACACUUUCUGUGCUUCCAUUGAAUCAGCCGCGCCCUUCACAACACAACGCGAGGUCUAAGACGGAGAUGCCCAGCUUAACGUGACAAAAGAGUUCGGAAGCCGCCGGUGGGAGUUUAGUCACUGCUGAUGCUGUCCAGUGUCUGGACCAAUUCGAACUGAAACUAUCUAGCCAAAGACACAACUCCUGGCUACCCAAAAAAGUUUUUGUUUUGACGACCAAAUCACAUACGCACACAUAGACCCCGCCAAACCUCAAAUCCAGCCAUCUUGGGCUCGCGGGCCGUUGUCUGCUCGAUGCCCCUCCUGACGGCGACGUCGACAUGACGCCCAGUCAAGAGUUACAGGAGACCAGCUGCGCCGUCGACACCAGCCCAGCAGUCGCUGUCCGCCAAUCCCCGCACUUGACCCCAGACGACACGCAGUAUUUUGGUCGAUAUACCCGCCAUCACAGUCGACCUCAGUCGCCGGCCUACAAUGUGGCCCCUGUAGUCGGUAAUCGGUUCGUUAGGGACGCUCCCUUACUCACGCCAGGUGUUCCUCGAUCGCAAAACGCCAGUCCAUUUCGCAUACCGAUGCCAUGUAUCACGCCCGGACAAGUGGCCUUCUCAGCCUUACAAUUUCUCCCAGUACCCGUGCUUGUUUUGGACGGCUUAAAGACGGUAGCUUUGGCAAACGAAGCCAUGGGAAGACUGCUCGGUAUGAUACCCGAAAAUGUUGGUGCCGACGGUGACGGCAUGGUACCCGUCGUGGACAUUCUUCGCGGCAAGACCCUGGCUCAGGUGGGCAUUGAUCUGGUUCAGGACGGCGUUCCGGUUUGGCUUGAUUGGGAGCAAUUUCUCAACCAAGCUGCUGUCGAAACGGGAGGUGGAAGUCCAUCGGCGACAGCCGACGGCGCCGUCGAGGUCGACGGAGAUGUCACGCCAAUACCGGAUGGAGCGAACGAUGGCCACGUUUUCAAUGGAAAACCCCAUGACCGCACGCCUACCCUCGCCAUCGAGGUGGUGAUUUCUCCCAAAGAUGUCACCAGUUCCACGUAUGAUCCUCGAGCAAGGCACAACUUGUCGGUUUCCCAAAGGCGUGCCAAAAUGAUCAUAUCGGUCUGGGAUGUCAGCGAAGGCCAAACUUUCUUCACGUUGACCUUCACCAACACCAACUCGGCUUUCAGCCCCGCCAUGAGUAGGAGAAAAUCGACGGCCAAAGCGAGUUAUUUGGAAGCUGCCGAGCGGAAGUCUAUACCUCAUGUCAGCAACCCACCUUCUGCGGCCUCUAGCAGGGACUCCAACGCUUCCUCCUCGUUCAAGCUCAGCCCUUCUGCCGUGUCCUUUUCCGCCAACCCGUUCCCCCCCUUUGGACCGCCCGCUGCCUCAGCACCCUCAAGCGCGCCGUCGGUACUCCAAAAGAUCAACAUCAUGAAGGAUGCCUUGCUUGACAACAUCCAGACGCCCAUCCUGGCCAUGUGGAGAGACGGAAGUGUAACGCUUCCCAACCGUGCUGCCCGCAACUUGUUUGUCCGAAACGCUGACCUUGACAAGUCGGCUGAUGGCUUUGAUCUGCUGCCAAACUGGGUGGUAUGGGACCAAGAUUUUACGAAGCAGCUGGAUCCGAGCGAGUAUCCGAUCGCUGUGCUGUUGCGAACCGAGAAGCCCUUUGUCGGCCUCCGCAUCGGGAUGCGUGAUGAGCAUGGGAAAAGUCUUAUUUUUGACGUGGAGGGGGUGGCGAUCAAGGAUGAGAACACGGGGGAGUUUCUCGCCGGCGUCGUGACAUGCCGGGAUGUGACCAGGCUUCAUGAGGAGCUGAACCAGAUCAAGGCGGCGGAUGAGGAGAGGUUUAGGCUUAUUUGUGACACGAUGCCGCAGUUGGUGUGGACGGCGACGCCUGAUGGGCAGCAUGAUUUUUAUAAUAGUCGGUGGUAUCAUUACACUGGCCUGUCCGAGGAAGACUCGUUUGGUGAGGGGUGGUCGAAGCCUUUUCAUCCGGAUGACAUGGUGGAGGCUGCGAAGCGGUGGAAGCACUCUCUUGCGACUGGCGAGCCCUACAUGACGGAGUACAGGUGUCGCAGCAAGGAUGGGGAGUGGAGGUGGUUUCUGGGGAGGGCGCUGCCGUUGCGGAAUAAGCAGACGGGCAAGAUUGAGAAGUGGUUUGGAACAUGCACCGACGUCCAUGAAAGCAUCGAGACCAAGAUCGAGGCUAACAGAACUCGGCAGCAGCUUCUCAGUGUUAUCGCUCUGUCUAACAUGACGAUGUUUACGGUCGACCUGAACCGGAAGAUCACCAUGAUUGAGGGAGCGCUGAUAUGGGACUAUCAGUGUGACAAUACCACCUCGCGCUGGUUUAUUGGGGAGGAUGUUUACGACGUGUUUAAUCGUCUUAACUCGCAGCUGCCAGAGGGACAGAUGCCGGCUUUCUUGAGUCCGCUGGAGUCUAUUCUUGAUGGGAGUACGACGAGGGAGGACUUUCAAGAGCAUGAGAUGGAUGGACGCUGGUACCGCACUCGGUUCCAACCCAUUCUAGGGAAAAGAAUCCGUGAGAGGGGGGAAGCAAACACCAUCAUCGAGGGCGUGAUAGGCCUCAUCAUGGAUGUUACCGAGCUCAAGGCGAGAGAACAGGACAUCCAGGCGCAGGCUCAAGAAAAGAGACAACUGGUGGCUAAUGAAGCUGCCGCCAAGGAGGCCAGCAGGUUGAAGUCGCAGUUUCUUGCUAAUAUGUCUCAUGAAAUUCGAACCCCCAUCACAGGCGUGAUCGGGAUGUCGGAGCUGCUUCUCGACGUUGAGCUCACGGAAGAACAACGAGACAUUACAGAAAACAUCUACCGCUCCGCCAACGCGCUGUUGACGGUCAUCAACGACAUUUUGGACUUUUCCAAGGUGGAGUCGGGGAGGCUCGACAUUGAAGAAGUCCAGUUCUCGCUCUCGGUUAUCGUCCGAGAUGUGUCCAAGAUGUUGAGCUUUGCCGCCGAGCGAAAAGAUUUGGCCUUUCAUUCCGACAUCUCGGAGGAUAUCGAGACUGACAUGGUGGUUAUGGGCGAUCCUGGGAGGGUGAGGCAGAUUAUCACGAAUCUGGUGACAAACAGCAUCAAGUUCACCAACCAUGGGCAUGUCAAGUUUUCGGUUUUCAAGGAGAAGGACACGCCCGAGAUCACCGAGAUAAAGUUUGUGAUCGAGGACACGGGGAUCGGGAUCGAGGAGGAGGUGAGGAAGAGGUUGUUUCAGCCUUUUAGUCAGGGUGACGCUUCGACGGCGAGGAAGUUUGGCGGGACGGGAUUGGGGUUGACGAUUUGCAAGCACCUGCUGGAUUUGAUGAAGGGGAGGAUGGUGCUCGAGUCCACUCUUGGGACGGGGACGACGGCCACGUUUUGGAUCCCGUUCAACAAGCCCCAGGGUGCUGCUCAAAAGUCCAGCCUUGUCCAGAUUGAUCCCAUUCCUGAUCGGUUGCAGUCGGAGAUGAGCGUCUCGUGCCACAGCUCGGAGUACGACCAUUCUAUGGGAACGCCCCCCGAGAUCGGUUCUGUACUUGGGGACAGGGGCCGUUCAUCGUGGCGCAACUCGUCGUCGGUCAACCUACCUAGUGUGUCCUCGCCUGAGGAAGACCUGUCCCUGGAAGAGAGGUCCAAGAUCCACAUUUUGGUUGUGGAGGACAAUGCUAUCAAUCAGCAGAUUGCCAUCAAAACGAUUCGAAAACUCGGCUUUAAUGUUGUUGCUGCCUGGAACGGGAAGGAGGCGCUGGAUUACCUGAUUGCGGCGGAGAAGGGGGAGAAGAAGAAGCCGGAUAUCAUUUUGAUGGAUGUGCAGAUGCCGCUGAUUGAUGGGUACAAGUGCACGCACUUGCUGAGGCACCACUUGCCGUACAAGUCUUUUGUGGGGGACGUGCCGAUCGUGGCCAUGACGGCGAGUGCGAUUCAGGGGGAUAGGGAGAAGUGCAAGAGGGCGGGGAUGGAUGAUUAUCUGAGCAAGCCGGUGAAGAGUAGGGUUUUGGAGAGGAUGUUGGUCAGGUGGGGGAGUAAGGGGAGGAAAGGGGGAAUGUUGGCGGUGGAUGAUGGGGUUGGGAGCAGUGUGGUGAGUGAUUGUUCGGAUUCGGGGGAGCAUUGUGAUAAUGCGGGGAUUCCGGGGGUUGGGGUGGAACAUGAUAGAGAGACGCAUGAGGAACUGCCCACGCCUAAGCCUGGGGGGGAGGGGAGGGAGGAAAGGGGGCAUUUUCCGGGGUAUACGGUCGUGAGUGAUGGGGUUGGGGUUAAAGGGCUGUCGAGGCCGGGGAGUGAGGAAAGGCUGGGGGGGGUGCCGAUGUCGCCUGUUAUUAAGCACUUUGAGGAGGACAAGGAGAGUGCGAUGCACAGUCGGGAUGAUAAGCUGGUUGGGGCGGCGGGGAUUGGGGGGGCGAAGAGUCCUUCCGUUCUUGGGGGGAAGAAGGAGGGGCUGGGGGAGAGGUUGACGGAGGAGAAUGUGGAGAGGUUCAAUUUGGAGGGGGGGCAAGGGGGAGGUAAAGGGGGGUACAUAUAA
This is a messenger RNA of Podospora pseudopauciseta, 5066 nucleotides long. RefSeq lists its product as uncharacterized. The record is from RefSeq and is a predicted model, not a curated record. Gene Ontology annotation, biological process: protein autophosphorylation; phosphorelay signal transduction system. The transcript is spliced from 5 exons. Gene Ontology annotation, cellular component: plasma membrane. Gene Ontology annotation, molecular function: protein binding; histidine phosphotransfer kinase activity; phosphorelay sensor kinase activity. Lineage: Eukaryota; Fungi; Ascomycota; Sordariomycetes; Sordariales; Podosporaceae. The coding region runs from base 894 to 5066 and encodes 1390 amino acids.